CAGGAAUCUUUCUGUUUGGAGUGUAAAGCGGCUGGUUUUUGGAAAUGUCGUGAGUGAAUCAUGAGCAGCGGCUCCGUUUCUCCCGCUCUCCUCUUUGAGGACGUGUGGAAGCAGCUAAAAGAGUGUCACCAGAGCGCUCUCCAAGAAUUGGAGGCAAAAGUGAACAAGCUGAAAAAAGACCGCUGUCUAGACGCUCAGAAGCUUGAGGUGUUUUAUAAUCGGAACCGUCAGCUGAAGGAGCAGAACACAGCCCUGCUGGAGGCCAUCAGCCACCUGGAGGACAGGCUUCGAACAGGAGAAUGCAAACAGUGCGCCUUGUUAAAGGAGAACCACAGAAACAGUCAGGAUCAGAGUCUGCAGAUCAUCUCUAAACUCGAGAGUGAAAGAAAUGCGUUGGAGGAUGAAAACAGAAAACUGUUCACUGAACUGCAGAAGACGAAGAUGCAGUGCUCUGGCAGCUCCUCGGACCAGGAGGACGGCAUCAUCCCAGACUCGCCCGUCCUGACCAGCUCGCUGACCGCGGGAAGCAAGCUGAGGAAGCACAAAAACACUGACAAGAAGAAGAAGAAGAACAUUCGCUACAUGGAGAAACCUCUGCCGUGGUCUCACAAGUCUCUGUUCAACGAGCCGGUUUGCAGCAUGAAGAAACACGAAGAGGCUGAAGUGCUGGUGGUGAACACCUGUGAGGAGGACGCAGCGUCGCUGAUCUCAACUGUGGACGAUGAUGAGGAGGAGGCGAUUGCAGAAACAUGUGCUUUUGAUCUUCUUGCCAAACAUCCAGUGAAAUUGGAGAUGACUACAAGUCAGCAGAACAAGCAUGACAGUCAUUUAAAUCCUGACUCGACCGCUGAGCUGGCCGUCUCCUCACGCUGCCUGCAGGCCGGUGAUCGCACGGCCAAGCAGACGAAGCAGGAAAGAAACGCAGAACAAAUCCAGGAAGCGGCGGACUCGCAGAAGGAAGAUAGACGCACGCAGCCGGAUCUGAUGAGCAAGAGCAGCGUGUUCGGGAGGAAUCGCAGUUCCAAGAGGGAGCCGCCGGAUGACGAGGUGGAACCGAGACGAUCUAACACUGCCAGCCUAAAUCCCUGCCGGAGUCCUGUGUUUAAGAAGCCGAAAGGGACGUUUAACAGGGAGUCUGAGGCUGCUGGGAUGAGAAGGCCUCUUCAGGAGAAUCCCAAUGCGUCCAGCCUCGACACGAGGCCCACGUGGAGCGUUGACCCGGCGCUCGCUCUGUCCGUGGACGACAGUGAGAGAAGAGACGAGGAGGAGGAGCCGACCGACACAGACUGCACCUGGGUCAGUCACAGCAUGCUUCAGGGUCGAGGAAAUGGACUCUCCACUGAGGGACUGGGCCAGAAGGCAAACGACAGCCUGGAAAUGAUGUUUGACAGAACAACUGAUGGGGAGUACAGGUCCUUCAUCGGGGAGAGCCAGCCCUGCGAUGAUGAUGAUGAAGAGGAAGAGAAGCAUGAAGAGGCGGAUCGCCCUGGAAAGUCCGAAGCUCAAACGCCGUCGUUUCCGCACAUCGCCGUCGUGCGCAGGAAGGACGAGCGAAGGAAGCUGAAGGGCACCACCUGCAAGGAGUGUGAAAUUUAUUACUCCCAUCUGCCGGAGGAGCAGAGGCGGCAGAAGCUGGCUGCUUGCUCCAGGCACCGCUUCCGCUACAUCCCCCCCUGCACCCCCGACAACUUCUGGGAGGUCGGCUUUCCUUCCACGCAGACGUGCAUCGAGAGAGGAUACAUCAGGGAGGAGAAGAAGCCCGGCGAGCGCCUGCGGAGACGGAGGCCGUUCUGCGCCUUGUUCUCCCCGAAGAGCAGCCAGGAGCCCAGCUGAGAGGCUCCUCCCACCUCGCGCCGGGUGAUCCAGAGCUGCAGGACGUCCGUCUGCUUCAGCCACAGGGCGACUCGGGCUCAUUUCCUUAUUCUUUACACACACUGGGUUUGCACCAGCGACUGCCUUUGUUAGUUGUUUUUUUUCCUCUCUCAGGCACUACGUUUUGUAUAAAUAAAAACUGAAACUGU
Molecule: messenger RNA, 2021 nt
Organism: Salarias fasciatus (jewelled blenny)
Lineage: Eukaryota; Metazoa; Chordata; Actinopteri; Blenniiformes; Blenniidae
Gene: rbbp8
Product: retinoblastoma binding protein 8
Exons: 18
Coding region: 61-1833 (590 amino acids)
Biological process (GO): DNA double-strand break processing involved in repair via single-strand annealing; DNA repair
Molecular function (GO): damaged DNA binding
Source: RefSeq, a predicted model, not a curated record